Molecule: messenger RNA, 969 nt
Organism: Sphenostylis stenocarpa
Lineage: Eukaryota; Viridiplantae; Streptophyta; Magnoliopsida; Fabales; Fabaceae
Source: the annotation of a GenBank genome assembly
AUGGCCAUGAAAUAUUCUCGAGUUAGGAAAUGGACUGUUGGAAUGUCAGGUGGUAAAGAACUUAUAGCAAUUAUUCGAGCAUCAGGGAGUAUUAGUCGUGUAGAGAGUCAAUUAAGUGUGUCUAGCUCAGGCAUCAUUGCAGAGAAGUUUAUUGAAAAGAUUCGUACUAUCAGAGAUUCAAAAAAAUUUAAGGCGGCCAUCAUUAGAAUUGACAGUCCUGGAGGUGAUGCUCUUGCUUCUGAUUUGAUGUGGAGAGAAAUCCGGCUUUUGGCUGCUAAAAAACCAGUCAUUGCUUCAAUGUCUGAUGUGGCAGCAAGCGGAGGGUACUACAUGGCAAUGGGAGCUGAUGCUAUUGUUGCAGAAAGCCUUACGUUAACUGGUUCAAUUGGAGUGGUCACAGGAAAAUUUAACCUGGGGAAACUGUAUGAGAAGAUUGGCUUUAAUAAAGAAAUUAUAUCAAGGGGAAGAUAUGCUGAGCUCCUUGCUGCUGAACAACGUCCUUUCAGACCAGAUGAAGCAGAGUUAUUUGCCAAAUCUGCUAGGCAUGCUUAUAAACAAUUCCGGGACAAGGCAGCUUUGUCCAGAUCAAUGACUGUAGAAAAGAUGGAGGAGGUUGCACAGGGAAGGGUUUGGACUGGUAACGAUGCAGCUUCGAAUGGUUUAGUUGAUGCUAUUGGCGGGCUUUCUCGAGCUAUUGCCAUAGCAAAAAUGAAGGCCAAUAUACCUCAAGACAGUCAGGUUACACUAGUAGAGAUCUCCAGACCCAGCCCAACUAUACCCGAGAUUUUGUUAGGUGUAGGGAGUUCCCUCGCUGGAGCUGACAGAGCAGUGAAGGAACUGCUACAGGGCUUGACAUUUUCUGAUGGGGUUCAAGCCCGGAUGGAUGGAAUCAUGUUUCAGACAUUAGAAGAAUAUCCUUUUGGUAAUCCCAUUUUGUCAAUAAUAAAGGAUUACCUCAGUUCCCUUUAG